AUGUUUAAAUCUGUUAGUUUGGCCGCCAUUGCGGCUUUGAAUGGAGAUGGCGCAGAGGAAUUCGAUACGCAGAGGUGUCUGCAACUGCAAGAAGAAAUACUAUCGAGUAGUCCGGCGAGACCAGCCGCGGAUAACAAUAUGUCAUUUCCCGUCGUCGCGUCAAGCAAUCAUAAUUAUAAUAUCGACGCGACAAACAAUGUCCGUCAUGUUACAGGAAAUGGAAAACACCACAAUCAUGCCCAGGAAGUUGUUCAUGAGAUAGAGUCCGCCAGAGAAUCCGAUAUUAAUGCCCAAGCAUACGGAGAAAGUCCAUUACCUUCAAAUCCUGUACAUAAAUCCGAACGGACGAGAGAUGGUCCACCAGUAUUGCCAACAGUAAAGCGAGACAAUGGAAAAAAUUUGAGGCCAUCCGAUAUUACCGGCAACCUACUUCCCUUGCCUUGUGCCCAGUUGAGAGCAAUGGAGGGUGAGGAAUAUACUCAAAAGAGUAAUUUAUCUUUAACUCAAGAGAAUCCUGAGUCACUUUACGAAGCCUUAGAAUUGCAAAGGUUGGGAGACCAGGCUCUUCUUGGAACGAAUAACGAUUUCUCCUCAAGCCCACCAAUUCCGAUCGAACGAGAUGAUCUGCCAGGUCCACAAUCAAAUGGCAUAUCUGGAGACCCCAAUUCUACACAUACUGAGUCGACUGCACGUACAUAUGAGGAGAACGACACGGGGCACAUAAACUUUGAUACAUUUCAGCCAGCAUCGGUACCUGAUGAAGGUUAUCUCCAGUCGGAAGAUCCGCCUGCUAUUCAUAGCACUCAAGAUCUUGUGCAAGACACUCUUCUUGACCCUCAGACUCCGGCUCCGUCAGUCAACCCAUUUUCUGAGAAGGGUAGUGUAAUGAAGCAGCAUGAGCUCUUUGGCGCAACCCAGCCAUCAUCGAUUGGACGACUUGGUGGCAGUCCUACAUCCUCUAGGCCAUCGCCUGAUGUUUAUGAGGGAUAUCGAUCCUCACAAGAAGUUGAACCGUCACCACUCGUACGACGCUCGGAGGUCGCUAGCGCGAUUACCCAACAAUUAGAGCGAUCUCCUGACCGCUCAACAUCUACUGAGACACCUGUUCCAGUCGAAUCUGCCAUAGUGUCAAAUAAGAUACAAUCUUUUGAUUCCGCUCUUCGAAAAUUAACGUUAGUACGUGAACCUCAGGAUACAUACAUACCCAUGAAAGAGUCCCAAGAAAGAAGAAAUAACUUCAUCGAACGUCAGGUACAUUCUGGCUCGGAAUCAGAUUCUGAUAUUGAGGCACUACCCAAGAAGUUCCAACAGGCGGCGAGAGAGAAACAUAAGUUACGCGCGCAGACAGCCCUGAUUGGGAGAAGACCAACUCUAUCCAAUAGAUCGGACUCUGCAAAAGAAGUCAGUUCAAUUUCUGCCACGGCUAGUCCACACCAAAGGUCAAUUAAUCAUCAGCGCAAGUCUUCAGAAGUGACAUCUUCUCAUACACCCCAGGCCUUCGAAUCAACUCCGAUUGCUGUGGAGGUUCCUGCAAGUGGACGACGCCGAAGCAUGCAGGAGGACUACGUAGCCCAGUGUGAAGGUUUUGAUGCACGAGACACUCAACCAACACAACAGGACAUGGUUGCUGAUUCUCAAGGUGUUCCUUUGUCAAGCAACCUUGUUACAAGUUCUCCAGUGCCCGGACCACGGAAUCGAGCGCCAGCCUGCUCUGAUGUUGAAAAGGCGAACCCAGAAUCAACGAGCCCAUCUCAGAGGCUAGCAAAAAAGCUACAACAGCCUCUGGAAAGCAAAAACGUCAAUCAUGCCGAUGGAAUUCAAGAAAAAGAUCCCACUGUACCUGCCCCACCCGACCAGAGGAUGACUGCAUCACCUAAUGAAGUAUCUUUCAGCGACGCUGUUAAAGAACCCGUCACCCAAAUAAAGAAUCCACCCUCGGAUGGUGUCGCCUCCACUGUCCCAGAGACUAGUCCAGCCACUGAUAGAUUGAUUCCUAUGACUGAGAUCGCAGAAAUCUCUCUCAGCAUAGGAAAUAAUGAUGAGUUAGAUGACUUGCCAGGAUUUAACAUGGAUGAUGAGUUUAACGAGGUUAUUGGUGUAUCUAGUCAUCAUACCCCGAAACGCCAAUCUCAGUUUCAACCAUCGCUAGCUACUACGCCUAGUCGUUUUGACAUAAUACCCAAUGGCUCUGCUGCUACAGCCUCGUCGGGACUUUCAUCCGCUCCCAGUACAAUAGAGCCACCCACUCCUGUCGCAAGAAAUCUUUUGACUUCCACAGUUCAGGAGGUGUCUGAAGUAGAAGCAGUCGAUUGCAACUCACCUGGAAUAGAGCUGUCGACUGAGCCUUCUGAAUUGAACUUUUCAGCAGAUAUUUCUAAGACUGCUUCAAAAGAUGUUCCUCCUCCAUUGGCCUCAACUGAACAUGAUGCGAAGCCUUCCCAAACAAUCCCGAUUGAGGAGCCACAACUUUCAUCGACAAAAAGAGAGCAAGAAAGCGUACAUCAAAGAACGCCACGUAAAUCUACUCGAUUCUCAAAGGGCCAAUUCGGAAAGUCGCCUAUCACACAGCAACAGCCAAGAGUUGCUCGAGAUACUAGGCUUUCGAGUGUGUCGUCUACAAUUUCGAAUCCUCUUUCAUCCACUGCUGAGUCAGAUUUAGUAUCUCCAUCCGUUUCUAAUUCUAACUCAAGUACAAGAGGUCGCUCAAGAGGUCGCCCGAGAGGCAGUGCUGCUACCAAGGCCAAGGAAUCAAUCAGUGGAACUGCUUUGCCAGCUACGAAAAGACACCGUACCCGAAGCUCUAUGAGCCCGGAAGAGCAAGAAGAUGCCGUUCCAGCACCUGUCUUAAAUCGAAAAUCAAUUCUACCAUCACAAGAAGAUAGUGAAGAUCCACUGGCACUAUCAACACCGCCUUCAAAAAAUUCGUUGAAUAGUAAGAAGUCAAUGGAUAAUCUAUUCGAGGGAAUGGCUUUCGCUGUCUCAUACGUGGAUGCAGAAAAGGAUAAGCAAGUUGCGAUCCGUUUGAUUAAACAACAUGGUGGUCGAAUAUUAGAUGACGGAUUCGAGAACUUGUUUACCCCGAUAAUUCCACCCUCCAAAUCUCGUACCGGAAAUAGUAAGACUGGAGAGGCGGAGCUUGAGAUUGCCUCUUCGGAGGUAAAUAUUGGUUUCGUGGCACUGAUUGCGGAUGAGCAUUCGAGAAAGGCCAAGUACAUGCAAGCGCUGGCUCUUGGGCUCCCGUGUAUUUCAGGACGAUGGAUUUCUCACUGUGUUGACAAAUGUGCUAUUAUCGAUUGGCUACCAUAUCUUCUCUCAGCUGGGAACUCUUCAUUUCUAGGUGGAGCUGUGAAGAGUCGAUAUUUACGCCCAUAUUCUGCCUCUAAUGCGAAUCUCAAUGACAUUUUCACUCAGAGAUUAAAGCUACUCGACGGGAAAUCUAUUUUGAUCGUUACCGGGAAGGGAAAAGCUGGCGAGAAGCGGAAACCCUACACAUUUCUGACUCGUGCUCUUGGCCCAACCCGCCUUGGCCAGGCACAAGAUCUCAAACAAGCGAGAGAAAUGCUUCUCGAUGCGGAGAGCAAAAACGCCAGCUAUGAUUGGCUUUAUGUGGAUGGAAAGCAGGAUGUGGAGGCAGUUGUGUUCGAAAAUACCCCAGCAAGCACCUCAGGCGGUGGCCGAAAGCGAAAGAGAGUUUCGAUACAGGAGGAGGAUGCUUCACCACCAUUGCCUAAACGCAUCAGGGUUGUCAACGAUGAAGUCAUGAUUCAAAGCUUGAUAUUAGGUCAACUUAUCGAGGAUUAA
Molecule: messenger RNA, 3801 nt
Organism: Botrytis deweyae
Lineage: Eukaryota; Fungi; Ascomycota; Leotiomycetes; Helotiales; Sclerotiniaceae
Exons: 2
Coding region: 1-3801 (1266 amino acids)
Biological process (GO): DNA damage checkpoint signaling; positive regulation of transcription by RNA polymerase II
Cellular component (GO): nucleus
Molecular function (GO): histone binding
Source: RefSeq, a predicted model, not a curated record